Molecule: messenger RNA, 1433 nt
Organism: Gracilinanus agilis (Agile Gracile Mouse Opossum)
Lineage: Eukaryota; Metazoa; Chordata; Mammalia; Didelphimorphia; Didelphidae
Gene: SYNGR1
Product: synaptogyrin 1
Exons: 4
Coding region: 96-794 (232 amino acids)
Cellular component (GO): neuromuscular junction; synaptic vesicle membrane
Source: RefSeq, a predicted model, not a curated record
GCCGGUGUGUGAGUGUGUGUGAGUGUGCGCGCGCUGCGCAGCUGGGCGCAGCGCUCGGGGCCGGGCUGGGCCGGGCCGGGCCGGGGGCAGCGAGGAUGGAAGGCGGUGCGUACGGAGCUGGCAAGGCUGGGGGCGCCUUCGACCUCCAGACCUUCAUCCGGCAGCCCCACACCGUGCUGCGCCUGGUGUCCUGGGUAUUCACCAUUGUUGUCUUUGGGUGUAUAGUGAAUGAGGGCUACCUGAACGACUCAGAGGAGGGUAAGGAGUUUUGCAUCUUCAACCGAAAUAGCAAUGCCUGCAACUAUGGAGUCACUGUGGGUGUUCUGGCCUUCCUCACCUGUGUCCUCUACCUGGCCUUGGAUGUCUACUUUCCUCAGAUCAGCAGCGUCAAAGACCGGAAGAAGGCUGUGAUCUCGGACAUUGGCGUCUCGGCCUUCUGGGCGUUCCUCUGGUUUGUUGGUUUCUGUUUCUUGGCCAAUCAGUGGCAGGUCUCCAAACCUGAGGACAACCCUAUGAAUGAGGGAACAGAUGCGGCUCGAGCUGCCAUCACCUUCUCCUUCUUCUCCAUCUUUACUUGGGUUGGCCAGGCGGUGCUGGCCUUCCAGAGGUACCGGAUCGGCGCCGACUCAGCCCUCUUCUCCCAGGACUACACGGACCCAAGCCAGGAUUCGAGCAUGCCUUAUGCCCCCUAUGCCAAUGAGCCGGAGGCUGCACCCGACAUUGGUGGCUCCUACCAGCAGCCUGCCAAUGCCUUCGAUGCUGAGACACAGGGCUACCAGACACAGGGGUACUAACCUAGUUAUCGGCCCUUCCCCAAGCCCCUUCUGGCCCCCACGUUCAUUCCCCCUUGACUUCUCCACUUCAGCGGCCAGAGGCAAAGAAAGACGCUCCCAUUGCCUUCUCCCUCCUAAGCCCUCCGCCCCAGCUGUUUUACACACAUACACUCACACUCACACACACAAACUCCAAACUCGCCGUUCUCUCCCAGUCCUUGACCUCAUCUCCUCUCGCUGAACGGAGUCCAUUUCCAUCAUGCUGAGGUGUGUGUAUCCUGCCCCUCUCAAACCUUACUAGAAAUGUCUCUGAAUUCCACCUGGGUCUUAGGGGUGGAGAAAGCUACAGAAUAUCCAGGGGGCUUGACCAUCCAGGGAGAGAAUGGUGGUGUCUACCCGAGGGGUAAAUGGGUAUGGUUGAGGGGGAGGCGUGGAGGUGUGCACGCAUGUGUGUGUGCUCGUGUAUGUGUGUAAACAUGUGUCUGUGUAAAUGGGAACAGUCACCAGGGGCUGUUGUUGGGAGAGCUGAGCAAGUGUAAGCACAUUGGUGGCAGAAAGGUUUAUAAGUCUGUAGAGGAGUGACUUAGAGGGGCUCCUACUGGCAGAAGGGUCAGGUGUGUUGGGAGAAUGAUAAGAGCGCUGGAUUCAAGGGAGAGAAGA